This is a messenger RNA of Aureobasidium musti, 294 nucleotides long. The record is from the annotation of a GenBank genome assembly. NCBI's taxonomy places the organism in Eukaryota, Fungi, Ascomycota, Dothideomycetes, Dothideales, Saccotheciaceae.
AUGUCGACAAAAGCAAAGCUGACUCUGGCUGCCACAUCUCUCGGCGCUAUCGGCAUCAUUGUUUUCGUCCACCAUGGUCAGAAAGUUGAAAAAGCUGUUAGUCGUCCCAUCUUCCCAUCCAUUGUUUAUUCUCGUCUUCUGACUUCGAUCAGNGCCAUGCACGCAGGUGUCAUUCGCGAUAUGGAACAGCAAAGGAUAAAGAGGGAGCGCCAACUCGAUUUCGAUAUGCAAGCCCAACUGGAAAAGGAAUACCGCAAGCUUCAGACCGUGUCCGAUGGCCGCAAUGCAGAAUAA